ACCCCUGGUCUAACUGAUUGUCUUUUGAAUCAUAGAUGGACCGGAGAUGCCAAUAAUUACAGGACCAGCAUUAGGAGAAACAGGACACAGCGUGACCUUCAACUGCUCAGCUUCCUCUCAGCCUCUCAGCCAGUUCAGCUGGUUCUUCAAUGGCUCCCAGGUGGCAACUGGCUCAAAGUAUGAUACUGGCCCACUGACUUUAGCCAGUCAUGGGGUGUACACCUGUGUGGCCUUCAACAACAUCACUGUCAGAAACAGCACUGUCACCAAGAUGCUCACUGUCGUUGCAACAGUGACCAUGACCAUGGUGAAAGUCAUUGGAGCCCAGCCAAUCCUGAACGAGAGAUUCUCUCUGACCUGUGGCACCGCUGGAACGGUUUACUCCAUUCAGUGGAUGAGGAACGGCUGGCCUCUGUAUGCUGACAACAGAACAGACUUCUCUAUGAACAACAAUACACUGACAUUCAACUCUGUCCAGCAUUCUGACAAAGGAGACUAUCAGUGUUCUGCCUCCAACCCCUUCAGCAACAUGACCAGCCCAUACUACAAACUGAUCGUCAACUAUGGACCGGAGAUGCCAAUAAUAACAGGACCAGCAUUAGGAGAAACAGGACACAGCGUGACCUUCAACUGCUCAGCUUCCUCUCAGCCUCUCAGCCAGUUCAGCUGGUUCUUCAAUGGCUCCCAGGUGGCAACUGGCUCAAAGUAUGAUACUGGCCCACUGACUUUAGCCAGUCAUGGGGUGUACACCUGUGUGGCCUUCAACAACAUCACUGUCAGAAACAGCACUGUCACCAAGAUGCUCACUGUCGUUGCAACAGUGACCAUGACCAUGGUGAAAGUCAUUGGAGCCCAGCCAAUACUGAACGAGAGAUUCUCUCUGACCUGUGGCACCGCUGGAACGGUUUACUCCAUUCAGUGGAUGAGGAACGGCUGGCCUCUGUAUGCUGACAACAGAACAGACUUCUCUAUGAACAACAAUACACUGACCUUCAACUCUGUCCAGCAUUCUGACAAAGGAGAAUAUCAGUGUUCUGCCUCCAACCCCUUCAGCAAC
This is a messenger RNA of Oncorhynchus mykiss (rainbow trout), 1057 nucleotides long. The record is from RefSeq and is a predicted model, not a curated record. NCBI's taxonomy places the organism in Eukaryota, Metazoa, Chordata, Actinopteri, Salmoniformes, Salmonidae.